UAUAUAAACCUCUGCGAUCGAACUCGUCGUCGCUAGGGUUUUGAGGGAGUGCCAGCUCCCGCCUCAUUCCAAGUCGUCGGAGGUCAGAUUACGACUGCGAUUGCUUACUCCAACUCUUUCGAGGUCUCAUCUCGCGAUGGCGUUUUGGGGGGUGGAGGUGAAGCCGGGAAAUCCUUACACUCAUGCCUACGAUGAAGCUCGCGGUAGGCUUCGCAUCAGCCAGGCGACGUUGGGAAAUGGUAAGGCUACCGCAAAGAGCGUUGUGCAGUGUAAUGUUGGCAAAAAGAGUCCUGUUUUGCUUUGCAGUUUGAUUCCUGAUAAAAGUGAGGCUUGUCGCUUGGAGCUCGAGUUUGAGGAGGAGGCUGAGGUUGUCUUCUCAGUUGUAGGGCCGAGAAGCGUCCACCUUUCUGGAUAUUAUAUUGGUGCUAACCGGGGCGGCUGCUAUGGUGGAGAUGAGACUGAUUCAUAUGGUGAAGAUAUUGGAGAGGAGGAUUCCGAGACCAAUGAGGAAUUUGACACGGAGGAGGAUGAGUAUGAUUCUGACUUUAUUGAUGAUGGUGAUAUUGAAAUGUUCCCAUCGUCUCCUCAUCAUAAAAGCAAUGUUGUAAUUGAGGAGAUUGUAGAUGAUGAAACGCCAACAAAUGGAAAUGUUACUCAUCACAGUUUAAAGAAAAAGAGGCAAGUGAGUGAUACUGAUAAUGACGACGACGAUUCUCAGCUCCAAUUGUCUGUCAAGUCUAAGGCAACUGCAGUUGUUGAAAGUGAAGAUGAAGAUGGUUUUCCAAUCUCUUUUUCGAUAAGGAAAAGUGACACUAAGAAUGAACUGGGAGAUAAGAAAACAGGUAAGAAGAAAAAUGCUGAGGACAGGAAAAGGAAGAUUGAUGCAAUAAGCCAAGAGACUGAACCUUCAAGGGAUGUAACGAGCAUCGAGCAGAACCAUGACCUUUCCGAAAAUGUUGAAACUCAUAUCGUCCAAAAUGAUGGGAAGCAGAAAAAGAAGAAAGAGAAGAGCAUGAAGGAAAAAAAGCUUGAUGCAGAAGUGAUAAAAGGGGAUGAAAAUGCAGUUCAAAAUGCCAAUGGCAUAGAUCAAAAUUAUCCCUCUGAAGCUGACAAGCCACUUAAUGAAAGUGAUCGAAGCAGUGGUGGCAAAAAGAAAAAAAAUAGAAAGAAAAAGGUUAAAGAUGAAAUUGCCAAUGAAAAAGCUGGUGAAGAGAUUGCCAUGAAGGAACCAGAAAUGAAUCAAGAUGCUGCAGAGCUUAUAUUGGGCUCUCAUAUUGCCAAGGGGGAACAAUCUGUUGAAGAGGCGGUCAAUGAUGAGGUUCCUGAUGAUGACAAAAGCCUCUCACAAAAAUCCAAGAAGAAGAAGAAGAAGAAGAAGGCGAAUAAGGGUAAUAACCCUGAGAAUGAUUCAAGCGUUAAUGAGCCUGUCAGUGUGCCAGAAGAACAUAAACAUGGACAGCACAAAACAAGAACAUUUUCAAAUGGUUUGACUAUUGAGGAGCUGUCUAUGGGCCAACCUGAUGGGAAGAAAGCUUCUCCUGGUAGUAAGGUUUCUGUAAACUAUGUUGGCAAGUUAAAGAAUGGAACGAUUUUCGACUCAAAUGUUGAUGCAAGACCUUUUAAAUUCCGACUUGGUGUUGGACAUGUCAUCAAGGGAUGGGAUGUAGGCAUUGCUGGCAUGCGAACUGGGGACAAAAGAAGACUCCUCAUUCCACCAUCAAUGGGAUACGGGGACAAGAAUGUUGGAAAUAUACCAGCAAACUCAUGGCUCGUCUUCGAGGUGGAGCUAGUGGAUGUUAAAUGAAUCAAAUUCGUUGGCUGGCACAAGAGGUAUACUGGUUCUGAUGCCAUACUUUAUAUUUGGUAUCCCAUCGUCGAAGAAGUCCAUCACUAGUUUUUUUCAUAUCUGAGAUAGAAAAUUUUGCCUUAUUUUACUGAGCAUGGUGAUUAGUUUUUAUGUUCUGCAAUCCAGUUGAAGUGGCUGGUUUGUUCAGGGAUCUUAACAAUCACAAAAGACAAGCAAAAUUUGAUUUGUUUAUAUUGCUUUCAAUUUUAUUACUGCAUUAAACAUGUGAAUUUGGAUCUGCAAGUUCUCAAGUAUUCAAUGAAAGUUGGAAGUUAUCCUGGUUUCCUUU
Messenger RNA from Zingiber officinale, 2135 nucleotides. Its product is annotated as peptidyl-prolyl cis-trans isomerase FKBP53-like. Lineage: Eukaryota; Viridiplantae; Streptophyta; Magnoliopsida; Zingiberales; Zingiberaceae. Bases 137 to 1804 code for a protein of 555 amino acids. Gene Ontology annotation, molecular function: peptidyl-prolyl cis-trans isomerase activity. The transcript is spliced from 12 exons. The record is from RefSeq and is a predicted model, not a curated record.